CUCUCAACAAGCAAGUUCGCUCGAAUCAAUAUCCAGAACCAAGGACAAACAAACACACCAUCAACCCGGAAAGCUUCGCCGCCGCUCUAGCCUCGACACGCAGCUCCCGACAUCAUGUGCCUCCUGAUCAAAAUCGAGUACUCCUGCUGUAAGGCCGCCACCACAAACCAGACCCUCGUCGAGUGCCAACUUGACCCCGAGCAGUCCUGCACAGGAAUCACGGUGCACAACAAGACCUUGAAGUACCCAGCCAGCUGCUGGAAGUGCGAGCAAAACCUCGUAGCGCUGCUCACGACCCGCACCGGAGAUGCCCGGCGCAUGCUCGCAGAGCACCACCACGAAGCAGCCGGUGUCAGUGGGCCCGACACCGAGGCUGACGCCCAGGCGCGCGAGAUGGACCACCUGGCCGACCAGCUGCUACUCUGCCUCAUUGCCGACAGGGUGAGAGCCAUGAACAAGUUCAAGCGCUUCGUCUGCGCUGGCAACGUCUGCGCUGCCGCCGCCGUCACGCCCCUCGACUACGAGAAAUAUGUUCUCCUGGUUGUCGACGUGGUUGACGUCGCGCUGGGCUUCAUCUACGACAUGCGCGGCGACGCCCGUGGGGCGGCGUUGCCUGAUGCGGAGGGCUGGCUGGAUUGA
Molecule: messenger RNA, 639 nt
Organism: Lasiosphaeria miniovina
Lineage: Eukaryota; Fungi; Ascomycota; Sordariomycetes; Sordariales; Lasiosphaeriaceae
Exons: 1
Coding region: 115-639 (174 amino acids)
Source: RefSeq, a predicted model, not a curated record